AGAGAGAGAGAGAGAGAGAGAGAGAGAGAGAGGAGGGGGGAGAGAACGACACCAGUAAAGGAAUGAUUCUGUCAUUUUGUUUGCAAGAGAAGAGAGAGGAGAGAAGAGAGGAGAGAAGAGAGGAGAGAAGAGAGGAGAGAAGAGAGGAGAGAAGGUGGCACAGAACAGAGAGAAGGGAGAUACUAGAGAACAUGCACACCGCCCGCUGACAUACAUUCAGGAAUCAUGUUGACUCUACCGUAUGAAGAACCAGAUAUGACGUAUGAGCCCCGGUUUGGAGUCAACUACCCCCGUGGGAGCUUACCGGAUCUGGAGCCAAACCCGAUACACAGCCUGAACGUCACGUCGAACCCGGAGAGAGAGGGUGAGGAGGAGCCAGACCCGAUACACAGCCUGGACAUCACGUCGAACCUGGAGAGAGAGGGCGAGGAGGAGCCAGACCCGAUACACAGCCUGGAACUCAGGUCGAACCCGGAGAGAGAGGGUGAGGAGGAGCCAGACCCGAUACACAGCCUGAACGUCACGUCGAACCCGGAGAGAGAGGGCGAGGAGGAGCCAGACCCGAUACACAGCCUGGACAUCACGUCGGACCCAGAGGAGGGUGACAUCUCAGAAAGAGAGGAUGAGGAAGAAGAGAGAGAGGAUGACAUCCAGCAGGAUGAAAACGGACACCCCAGAAAGAGAGGACCACGGAGAAAGAAGUUGACAAAAGGUAGACAGGAGAGGGUCACGGUGCGCCGUCAUGAGGCAAACGCCCGUGAGCGCAGCAGGAUGCACGGUCUGAACGACGCGUUAGAGAGCCUCCGAAAGGUGGUGCCCUGCUACUCCAAGACCCAGAAGCUCUCCAAGAUAGAGACUCUGCGCCUGGCUAAGAACUACAUCUGGGCCCUGUCAGAGACGCUGUCUGCGGGCAAGAAGCCGGACCUGCUGGGGUUCGUUCAAACUCUGUGUAAGGGCCUGUCCCAGCCCACGACCAACCUGGUGGCUGGCUGUCUGCAGUUGAAAGCCAGGUCCUUCCUCACGGACCACAACGGAGAGGUGACGUACCCCGGUAGUACGGCCCACUAUGACAACAUGUAUCCCUACCCCGGGGCAGAUCUGGGCACGGCCCCUGGACAAGCCUGCAGCACCCUGGGCAGCGCCAAGCCGUCCUACCACAGCCGGCACUACAGCUACGGUGGCCAGUACGAGCCGUGCUACGACCACACGCCUCCUGAGGGAGGAAGGGAGGGACACCUAGGCGGACAGAUCAGCCCUCCUCUGAACUUUAACGGCAUAUUCUCUCUGAAACACGACGAACCGGAGGAGUACGGGAAGAGCGGCCACUAUGGGAUGAGAUACAGUUCUGUGCCCGGUCACGGCUCCCUCAGCUCGGCAUCCAUGUACCGGGUAUCGCCAGAGGGCCGGUUACACUAUGAAUUACACCUUCGGUCCGCAGGGCAGACCCACAAGGCUGAGACUCAGAGCCAGUAGGCAGAACUGCCAGGCUGGGACUCAGAGCCAGAAGGCAGAGCUGCCAGGCUGGGACUCAGAGCCAGAAGGCAGAGCUACCAGGCUGGGACUCAGAGCCAGCAGGCAGAGCUACCAGGCUGGGACUCAGAGCCAGUAGGCAGAGCUACCAGGCUGGGACUCAGAGCCAGUAGGCAGAGCUACCAGGCGGGGACUCAGAGCCAGUAGGCAGAGGCAUAAUUAAUAGAACACUUAAAAGGUUAUACUUCCCCUGUUACUAUUCAUCACACACACACACACACACACACACACACACACACACACACACACACACACACACACACACACACACACACACACACACACACACACAGAUCACCAGUGGAAGGAGCACGGUGUGCCAAUACAAAGUGUUUAACAUGCAAUUUAUUGAUUGAUGAGUUUAUGAAUGUAUUAAUUUCUUCCCUGUGUAUUGAAUUAUCUAUGUAACUAUUUGUUUAUUCAUUGACCUUAACAUAUAGCAGUUUGUCACAGGGAAUUUAACACUGGUUUGAUUGCAAAUGUUGUGUAAAAAUAUUUUCUAUUGUGUUUUUAAAAUUGGGCCUAUAUCUAUAGCUGAUAAACAACUAGGCUACUGAAUCAUAUUAAUACAAUUAUUAUGAAAACUUGGAGACGACCAGCGGUGUAGAUUAUCAAGGUAAAAAGCAAACACGAAUUAUCAUCUCAUCAGGGAAUUAUGUUUCAUUUGACUUGUUUUCGCCGUGAGGAGACCUGCAACAAUCUUCUAUAAAGAGACGCAAUGCCAGAAAUAUCCCAACUACAGGAAGAGAUUCCAGAGAAACAUGUUCAAUACUAAUUUAAUCCCACAUAAGAAAGGCCUCUGUAAUGCUAUAGGCCUUUGUGCUGACUGGGUGCAUGUUGGAAUAUAGGUGUUUAAAUAAGGCUCAUUAAUUAUGUCGUCGUGCCAAAGCCUCAACGCAGCAGCUAAGCUCAAUGUGUGCUCAAAUCAAAUUAACGCUUCAACUGUAUAAAAGUCGAAGGAAAAUGCAUUUGUAUUUAAAUCAGUGAAGUAAAAAAAGGUGAAUGUGAUCGCUUAAUGUAUUUGAAAAAAUGAUGAUCCAUUAGUUUACGAAUAGGCCUACUUCAUUUUUUUUGUCUUAAUAAUGUGUUUAAAAAUAAUGUGAAUGAUAUAAUUUUGUGAAAAUGUU
Molecule: messenger RNA, 2657 nt
Organism: Oncorhynchus mykiss (rainbow trout)
Lineage: Eukaryota; Metazoa; Chordata; Actinopteri; Salmoniformes; Salmonidae
Product: neurogenic differentiation factor 6-B
Biological process (GO): sensory organ development; positive regulation of transcription by RNA polymerase II; axon development
Cellular component (GO): nucleus
Molecular function (GO): E-box binding; DNA-binding transcription factor activity, RNA polymerase II-specific; protein dimerization activity
Source: RefSeq, a predicted model, not a curated record